UAUGUUCUCAUUCCCUCUAAAUAAAUCUCAAAUCUCCAUAAAUUCACCAACACCUCAAUAACAUAAAAAAACUAAUCAACCAAAACACACACACCCUUUUUCUCCAAAAACACAACAACAAAAAAACCUCAAAAUCUAAGAACUUUCAAACUUUGUUCCAAUGAGCAUGUUAGGCCUUAGAGACCUACUUCUCAUAGCUCCAACACCUUCUUCCAUUCAUCAUCAUCAACAACAACAAAAUCAAAACCAACCCAUCUCAACAGAUCAAAAUUCAAACCACCCUUUACCUUCACCAUCAUCACUAAGUGUUGGUUUUGGUAUUUUCCCACUCCUCACUACCACACCUUGCAUUCCACAAUCUCAAAACAAUGAAUCUCAAGAAAAUCCAAACAACAACAAUUUUUGGAAUCUUAGGAUGUAUCAAGAACCAAAAAAAGGUGUGAGUGUAAUCAAUGUUGAUGAUGAAAAAAUUAAUAAUAACAAGAUGGUUGUGAUGGAAAGUGAAGAAAAUGGUGUUUAUGGUUCUGAGUAUAGAGUGUGUGAAGAUUGUGGUAAUAGAGCUAAGAAAGAUUGUGUUUUUAGAAGAUGUAGAACUUGUUGUAAGGGACGUGGAUAUGAUUGUUGUACUCAUUUGAAGAGUACUUGGAUUCCUUCGACUCGUCGCCGAGAGCGCGAGAUCGAGGUGGUCGGUGGUGGUGGCGAUGGUGUUGCUAAGAGACUAAAAAGUUUAAUUGGGUCAUCACAAAAUGUUUCUGCAAAUUCUCAUAGUUCAAAUUCUAAUGCUACUACACCUAAGAGCUUUGCUACUAGCUCUUGUCACCAAGAUGCUGGUUUCAAAGAGACAUUACCAGGUCAUGUUCAAGCACCAGCUGUAUUUAAGUGUCACAGAGUGACUGCUAUUGGAAAUGGUGAAGAUGAAUUUGCUUACUUGGCAACAGUUCAUAUUAGUGGCCAUGUGUUUAAAGGGUUUCUCUAUGAUCAUGGUGUUGAUGGCAAAAACGCAAUGCAUUGUGUUUCAGAAUUGCAAUUGGGAAAUAAUUGUAGUGGAAAGAAUGGAGAAUGUUCUUCUGCAAUUGGUGUUCCAACCAAUAUUAAUACUUACCCUGCUUCUGCUACUUGAACAUUUUUCUAUCAGGUGAUGGAUAGAUCAGUUUCAUGAAUCACCAAAGGAAGGAAGUUUUAUUAUGCAGUUUUGUUGAGAAAAAUGACCAUAUAUGCUAUGGUAUUUAAUUGCGUAAAUUUUAUCCUCUAAAAAUGUUUAUAUGCAUACAUAAAGCUUAAUGACCCCAUUUUUUUUAUUUUAAUUUUUGCACUAGAUUUAGGGACAUUGAUGUUGCGAUUAUAUUUUAUAUUCAAUGCUUAACAUAAGUUAUUACUGUAGUAUCAUGUCAAUAUUAAUGAGACAUUUUAGGGUCUUUAUCACUAGAAAAGCUUUGAAAACUUCCAAGGAUAGAACUUAAGUAUGUUGAUUUAGUGACAUUGCAUUAAGUUCUUCGUAUACUGAUGUACAAGAUACUUUGAGGUGAUA
Cicer arietinum (chickpea) is the source of this 1528-nucleotide messenger RNA. Its product is annotated as protein LATERAL ROOT PRIMORDIUM 1-like. The record is from RefSeq and is a predicted model, not a curated record. Gene Ontology annotation, molecular function: DNA-binding transcription factor activity; DNA binding. NCBI's taxonomy places the organism in Eukaryota, Viridiplantae, Streptophyta, Magnoliopsida, Fabales, Fabaceae. Gene Ontology annotation, cellular component: nucleus. Gene Ontology annotation, biological process: positive regulation of DNA-templated transcription.